AUGUGGUAUCGUCUUACUGUACAACGACAGAUAGAUUGUUGGAAGCCACACUGUAAAGAAAUUAGAGGUUCAGAGUGUGAUUUACCUAUUGGUGAUUUCAUAUGGUCAAUGCCGAUUGAGGUCAACACCAUGCGUGUGCAAGAACUAUGCCCUACAAAAGUUACAAAUCCAAAAAUCUUCGACUUUGGUAUAUAUUCUUAUGUUGUUCAGUCCAAUGUGACAGGUUCAUCCCAUAUUUUGCGAAAGAUGUCGCUAUCUUUCUGGUGGGCUCUAAGGAAUUUAAGUUCUUUUGGUUCAAACCUCAACACGAGCAUGGAUACGCUAGAAAACUUCUUUUCAAUUGUAAUAUCUAUAUGUGGCAUGGCACUUUUUUUAGUAUAUCUCAAUGCAAGAGUGCAGGAGUCACAAUCAAGGUCAAAUCAGCAUAAACUGAAAGAAAAGAAGCAAUUGAUGAAACCGGAUAUAGAUUUGUGGUUAUCUAAAAAUGAUCUCUCCCACGUGACCAAGGACUCUAAGGAUCUGAAGACAACGACGAAGAAAAAGACUAUAAAGACAACGAUGAAGAAAAAGACUUUGAAGACGGUGCCAACGCUUGCAAAUUUGAAUGCCAAAAUGUUGAAAAUGAUUUGUGAGCAUCUGAAGCCAGUCAUUUACACCGAAGAUAACUACAUUGUUCAAGAUGGGAAACCACUUGGUAUGAUGUUUUUCAUCACGCAAGGACUCACAUGGAGCUACACAACCGAACACAUCAAUGGUGGAAGAACAAGCUUUGAUUCUUCAAGCAAUGAGUGGUUAAAGAAAGGUGAUUUUUACGGAGAAGUGCUGUUGAAUUGGGCAUUCAAGUCUCCCUCCUUCUCUGCUUUACCAAUCUCCACUAGAACUGUUAUGUCUCAAGAAAAAGUCGAAGCAUUCACUUUAAGGGCUAGCGACUUGAAGAGUAUAGUCUACAAAUUCUGGUGGCAUUUUACCAAAGAGCUCGAGCAAGUGGAGCUAGAACAGUGGGAGAACGCAGCAGCUUCUUCAAUACAAGGAGCUUGGCGCAACCGUUUGGCAAAGGCUAGGCAUUCAAAUUUCUGGGACAAAUUUACCGCCCAUUAUUACUGUAUAUUAUGUAAAUACUCUACUGAAACAAAGAUUUUCAUUUUGUAG
Fragaria vesca subsp. vesca is the source of this 1149-nucleotide messenger RNA. Its product is annotated as cyclic nucleotide-gated ion channel 1-like. Lineage: Eukaryota; Viridiplantae; Streptophyta; Magnoliopsida; Rosales; Rosaceae. The transcript is spliced from 4 exons. The coding region runs from base 1 to 1149 and encodes 382 amino acids. The record is from RefSeq and is a predicted model, not a curated record.